AUGAAGGACAGUCCACUCCAAGGCGAUGAUGCCCGGUUGGCGGCCAUGGGCCAUCGGCCAGAGCUCCAACGUAGUCAUUCGACAUGGUCAAUGCUUGGUUUGGCCUUUGCGGUUCUUAAUUCGUGGACUGCGCUUUCGGCCAGUUUGUCGAUCAGUCUUACAUCUGGUGGAAGCACAAGUGUAAUUUGGGGACUGGUCACUGCAGGAUUCUGUAAUCUUUGUAUCGCAUGUUCGCUGGCUGAAUUUCUCUCCGCAUAUCCGACAGCCGGUGGACAGUAUCAUUGGGUUGCAGGCAAGUCUCUCCUCUCGUGGCCAAGCACAGUACCAAUUCUAUCAUGGAUUACAGGCUGGAUCAAUGUGGCAGGCUGGGUUGCCCUCGUCGCAACGAACUCCCUUCUUUCUAGUCAGCUUAUUGUUGGCGUCAUUUCCGUCCUUCACGAGAGCUAUGUCCCGCAACGCUGGCAUCAAUUUCUCAUCUACAUCGGAUUGACCAUUGGCUCCUUCAUCAUCAACGCUUUCAUGAACUCCAUCUUGCCGGCCAUUUACCGCGGUGCAUGGCCCGAUGGAGUUGCAUGGCUUCUGGGUUUGCUUCAAGGAGGGCUUGGCGUUACUGCCUUUGAUGCGGUGGCACACAUGAUCGAAGAGGUACCCAACGCUGACAUCGAGGGACCGAAAAUCAUGGUUACCUGCGUGGGCAUCGGUGUGUUUACCGGUUCUAUCUUUUUGAUAGUCCUCCUAUUCGUUGCAGGAAAUAUGGAAGCUGUCACAACCUCCGCAGCCGGUCCACUUCUGCAGAUCCUGGUCGAUGCAACUAAGAGCAACGCGGGAGGUAUCUGCCUUUUGAUGUUACCUCUGGUCUGCUUGGUCUUUGCUAUAAUUAGCGUCAUGACCACCAGUAGCCGAAUGAUUUUUGCUUUUGCAAGAGAUGGGGGCCUUCCUGCUUCCCGGUUCUUUGCAAAAGUUCACCCAACACUCAAAUUGCCCCUCAACGCACUCAUUCUCACUGUUGUUGUGGUGAUCGCAUUUGGAUGUAUCUUCCUAGGCUCUUCAAGUGCUUUCAACGCAAUUAUCUCUGCUUCGGUUGUGGCUCUUGACCUGUCCUAUGGAAUACCCAUUGCCAUCAACUGUCUUCAGGGACGCAGAUCGCUCCCCGAAAGAAGAUGGAAAUUGCCCAAUGCACUUGGAUGGUUUGUCGAUUUGGUUGCUUUAUCAUAUAUCGCUUUGACUACCGUCCUAUUCGUCUUCCCUCCCUCGAGCACUGUCACGGGAAGCAGUAUGAAUUACUGCAUUGCAGCAUUUGCUGUUAUUAUCAUCAUCUCAGUGUUCCAGUGGUUUGUGGAUGGAAGAAAGAAUUUCACAGGUCCUCGUGUUGACAUCACUAUCGACGCACUGGAUACUGUGCCCACGAGAGAGGAGCUCGAUUCUAGUAUGCAUGAAAAGGAACUUGCUGGUCGAGGCUAG
Molecule: messenger RNA, 1461 nt
Organism: Penicillium crustosum
Lineage: Eukaryota; Fungi; Ascomycota; Eurotiomycetes; Eurotiales; Aspergillaceae
Product: Amino acid/polyamine transporter I
Exons: 17
Coding region: 1-1461 (486 amino acids)
Biological process (GO): transmembrane transport
Cellular component (GO): membrane
Molecular function (GO): transmembrane transporter activity
Source: RefSeq, a predicted model, not a curated record